Messenger RNA from Misgurnus anguillicaudatus (oriental weatherfish), 2622 nucleotides. It is a transcript of the gene znf408, whose product is annotated as zinc finger protein 408. Gene Ontology annotation, biological process: regulation of transcription by RNA polymerase II. Gene Ontology annotation, cellular component: nucleus. NCBI's taxonomy places the organism in Eukaryota, Metazoa, Chordata, Actinopteri, Cypriniformes, Cobitidae. Gene Ontology annotation, molecular function: DNA-binding transcription factor activity, RNA polymerase II-specific; RNA polymerase II transcription regulatory region sequence-specific DNA binding. The record is from RefSeq and is a predicted model, not a curated record.
GUUUUUCUGUAACAAUUACCUGACUUCCGGUUGCUGGCUGCGCAGUUGGCUGGAGAACGAUAAUUUUCCCGGAGUUUAAGCUGGAUAAAGCAUCAAGUGACCAACACGCAGAGGAAAUAUAACCCUGAUGACUACAUGCAUUGGAAGGAAUAAAGACUCUGUGAACAUGAGAGAUUCCAUUCACAGCGUGCUGAGAUCAUUACCACGAGGGCUGACACUAGGGCCAUCUCUGGCCAUAGAUGGACAGCUGGGUUUGUGGUGUGUUGGGCAAGGGUUAGAGAAAGGCACUCUGCUAGGUCUGGGGGAACCUGCCAAAAUGCUCACAAAGGAAAGGUUGGAAGAGCAGGUAUUACAAAGUACAAGGCAGUCUGUAUUCAAAGGGCAACUUACAGAUGAACUGUAUUGGAUGAGUUAUGCCUGCAGUACUCAGAAUAAGGAAGAGAUGAAUGUCAGAUUGCUUGAGGUGGAUGAAAGGCCGUGUCUACAGGUCAGCCAAGACAUUAAACCAGGAAAAGAAUUGCUCCUCUGGGCAGAUCAACAAAAUCUCCUUCUUGAGCCCGUGAAGCCAGAAGAUAAAACAACAGCAAUGCAAAUAAAAGCCUGCAAACGUGGUCCACCAAAAAGAGAGCAAGAGGAAGCUCUGGCGGUGACCCCUUUAGAUCAGCCUGCAGGCUGUGCAUCAGAUCCUGUUCACAGUGUUUCAGAACAAAACACUGGUACGAAAGUCAUGCAAGAGGAUGCAAAACCUCAAAUUAAGAGAAAUAAACCUCGAAUCAAGAUGAAAAGGAAUGCAAAGGACCUUAAAACCUCGAGUUCCCAAAGGCAGAAUGGGAAAGAUGAGACACAUGAUGAGAAUAAAGAUGAGCAUGGAGAGGAGCUUAAUCUCAGAGAGGAGAUUGAAAACAGCAGUGAGUCUACAUUACAAGCCCUUUCAUCAGAACAGCUGGAGCCAGAGAGAAGCCUGAGAGCCAGCUCGCGCCUGGCAGCUAAACCAAGAAAAGUGCACUCAGACGAACAUACCUUCGAAUUUCAAUCACCUAAAAAGAAGUUACGCCGCACAAAAAAGCUUUCAAAUAAAGGUGAGAGAAGUGACAACCAUAAAGCCAGUCAAGAAUCUCAGGAUCUCCUUUUCCUCAGUAUACGAGAGAAGAGAUACAAAUGUGACCAAUGUGACAAGCGUUUCUUUCAGUUGUGUCAUCUAAAGAAACACAAAUUUACACAUCAAGAUCAGAAGCCAUACAUGUGCACUGAAUGUGGUAAAGGCUACAGCUCACAGGAAAGCUUCCAAGCCCACCUGCUAAUGCACCGAGGUCAGAAGCCCUUUAAAUGCCAACACUGUGACAAAAGCUACGGCUUAAAACGUGACCUCAAAGACCAUCAGGUGCUCCACACGGGUGAAAAACCGUUUGUCUGUGACAUCUGUGGAAAAGCUUUUGUGCGACGAGCCUCGCUGCGCGUCCACACAGAAGUUCAUCGAAGCAAAGCGCCUGACUACCAGGUUACUAAGUUCAAGUGCCCAGAAUGCAAUAAAGAACUGGCCAAUCCUGCUUCUUUGAGGAACCACAUGCGACUGCACAGUGGAGAACGGCCGUACGUCUGCCAGCACUGCAACAAGAGCUUUCGGCAACGUGGGAAUCUGCAGGGACACUUGCGCAUUCACACUGGAGAGAAACCUUACAAGUGCAAAAACUGUGACCAGCGCUUUUCUCAGCUGCCGGAACUGCGCAGACAUCUGAUUGUACACACGGGUGAGCUGUAUCUGUGUCCCGUGUGCGGUAAGGCUUUACGGGACCCUCAGACACUAAGGGCCCAUGAACGCCUGCACACAGGAGACAGGCCCUAUAAAUGUGAACAAUGUGGGAAAGGGUACACGAUGGCAUCCAAGCUGCGGCGCCACUUGAAUACUCAUCUUGGGGAGAAGCCAUACCAGUGCCACGUGUGUGGAGUUAAAUACACAAUGAUGCAGAGUCUUCAGAGGCACAUGAAGUCACACAAGCACCACGCCGGCCAAUUGUUGCUAAAGCAUGGUCGACCCAAAGUGUCAGGAGGUAAAGCAUUGAAGAGCAAGCCUGGGAAGAGUGACGUCGUCGGAUCGGAGGUGGGACAGGCUGUGGCGUACAUUCAACCCCCUCAGGACUUCACAAUAGUGUCUCAUCCCGAAAGUGUCGUUUUGGACUCUGGAGUUUACCAUCAUGGCUCAAUAGUUUUGGGAAAGGGAGUUGAGAAGGGGCUUGAACAAAUUGAGUUCAGUGAGAAUAUUUUUGAAAUUGUUGUCCCGGAAAGCAAUGCUCAGUGUGUGGUAGUACAAGAACAGCCUUCGAAUGUCAAAUGUAUAGAGGUACAGGAAUACAAUGAUUUAGUUGUCCAGGACAACAAUCCCAAUGACAACUGUAUUGUAGUUUCAGAAGAGGAUGUUAAUAAUGGUUUGGUCAUAUUACAAGGUCAGGAUGAUUUAAGCUCAGUAGCUGAAACUGUAGAAAUAGAAACAGGGGUGUAACAGUAAAGACUUCAGUUUCAAAUUUGAUAUUUAUUUAUUGAUAUUGUAACAACAAAACAACUACAAUGACUGAAACAAUCAUUUCACACCUAUGUCAAAUAAACUUGUCAGCUCUUUUGAAUUAA